AUGGGUAAAGAUUAUUAUAAAAUUCUUGGUGUCGAUAAAAAUGCAGACGAAGAAGAACUUAAGAAAGCCUAUAGGAAGCAUCAAGGUAGUGCCGAUAAAGAGGCCGCGGAGAAAAAGUUUAAAGAAAUUAGUGAAGCAUAUGAAGUGCUUAGCGAUAAAAAUAAACGCCAAAUUUAUGACGCAUAUGGUGAAGAAGGUUUGAAAGGUGCUCCUCCGCCUGAUGCGGGUGGUGCAUUUCCCGGCGGCUUCCAAGGUUUUCCCGGUGGUACCACCUUUACAUUCAGAACAGGUCCUGGCGGUUUCACCCCGACUGAUCCAAAUUCCAUCUUCAACAAUUUCUUUUCUCAAUUUGGAGGUGUUGACGAUGAUGAUCCUUUUGGUAAAUUCCCUUCGUUUUCGAGAGGUCGAUCUGCAGGAGAUUUUGGCGACUUAUUCGGUCGAUCUCGUGGCGAGGGUAGAGGUCUAUCUGAAGUCAAACAUCAUUUAUCCUUUACACUUGAGGAAUUAUAUAAGGGAACUACAAAAAAACUCAAAGUUUCCCGAAAAUUAUAUGACAGCGCAUCAGGUCAACACGUUCCCACUGAUAAAAUCAUAGAAGUUAAUGUUAGACCAGGGUUAAAAGCUGGAACGAAAUUCCGAUAUAGUAAAGCUGGAGAUGAGUUACCAUCUGGAGAAACACAAGAUAUUGUAGUAGUUGUAGAUGAAAAACCGCAUCCGAUAUUUACUCGUGACAGCGAUGAUCUACGUACUGUCAUAAAAAUAUCUUUACUAGAGGCUCUCGUAGGCUUUAAGAAACAAAUCCAAACGCUGGAUGGUAGGCCCCUAAACAUAUCGAGCAGCUCAGUUAUAAGACCGGGUCAAGAGCAGAGGGUUCCAAAUGAAGGGAUGCCGACAAAAGAUCCGAAUAAAAAAGGCGAUCUAAUUGUAAAAUAUGAAGUUAUGUUCCCUUCAAGAUUAACCGAAGACAAAAAGAAAGAGCUCAGGAAGAUUCUUGCUAAUGUCUAA
This is a messenger RNA of Racocetra persica, 1005 nucleotides long. NCBI's taxonomy places the organism in Eukaryota, Fungi, Glomeromycota, Glomeromycetes, Diversisporales, Gigasporaceae. The record is from the annotation of a GenBank genome assembly.